This is a messenger RNA of Venustampulla echinocandica, 1056 nucleotides long. RefSeq lists its product as uncharacterized. Lineage: Eukaryota; Fungi; Ascomycota; Leotiomycetes; Helotiales; Pleuroascaceae. Gene Ontology annotation, biological process: endocytosis; negative regulation of protein kinase activity; eisosome assembly. The coding region runs from base 1 to 1056 and encodes 351 amino acids. The record is from RefSeq and is a predicted model, not a curated record. Gene Ontology annotation, cellular component: eisosome filament; plasma membrane. The transcript is spliced from 4 exons. Gene Ontology annotation, molecular function: lipid binding.
AUGCCCGCGACAACUUUUCCAGAGCUGGGCCCAAAUCAUAGCAGAUCGCCCUGUGUUGUUGGCUUCGUUACCCAAAGGCCGGCAACACCUGGGUACCUCUCCUCCCUGACUGGUGCUGCUCAAUCCAGCCAUGCUCUCCGUCGUCAAACAGCCGGUCAAUUCGGGCCCGAUCUUGCGAAGAAGCUCACCCAGCUGGUGAAGAUGGAGAAAAACGUCAUGCGUAGCAUGGAGCUCGUUGGACGUGAGCGUAUGGAGGUCGCCCAACAACUCUCUAUCUGGGGCGAGGCUUGUGACGAUGAUGUUUCGGAUGUCACGGAUAAGCUCGGAGUUCUGCUCUAUGAGAUUGGUGAGCUCGAGGAUCAAUAUGUUGACCGCUACGACCAAUACCGUGUGACCAUCAAGAGCAUCCGAAACAUUGAGGCUUCCGUCCAGCCUAGCAGAGACCGAAAGCAAAAAAUCACCGACCAGAUUGCCCAGCUCAAGUACAAGGAGCCAAACUCCCCCAAGAUUGUUGUCCUUGAGCAGGAACUCGUUCGUGCCGAAGCCGAGUCCCUCGUCGCUGAGGCCCAGCUUUCCAAUAUCACUCGGGAGAAGCUGAAGGCUGCCUACACCUACCAAUUCGAUGCGCUCCGUGAACACUGCGAAAAGCUUGCUAUCAUCGCCGGCUAUGGAAAGCAUAUGUUGGAGCUCGUGGAUGAUACCCCCGUCACCCCAGGCGAGACUCGGCCUGCAUACGAUGGAUACGAAGCCUCCAAGGCCAUCAUCCAAGACUGUGAGGAUGCACUUACCAACUGGGUUUCAAAGAAUGCUGCUGUCUCGUCUAAACUCUCCACCCGCUCGCGCACACUUUCUCAACGCCGCCGCAACAAUAUUAAGCGCAACGCCGAAGGCCAUGACCUCUCCGGACAAGAUGCCCCUCUCAACGACAACGACUCUUGGGUCCCAGCUAGCGCUCACAGAGGCGAGGAGUAUGAAGACGAAGAGGAUGCUGGUUCAAUCCAGGAGAGCGCCAUAAACGGAGAAACACGUGGCCGCCAGGAAGCCGUCCCCAUUUGA